Messenger RNA from Tachysurus fulvidraco (yellow catfish), 2167 nucleotides. RefSeq names its product tumor necrosis factor receptor superfamily member 5-like. The transcript has 8 exons. Gene Ontology annotation, molecular function: protein binding. Bases 277 to 1017 code for a protein of 246 amino acids. The record is from RefSeq and is a predicted model, not a curated record. Lineage: Eukaryota; Metazoa; Chordata; Actinopteri; Siluriformes; Bagridae. Gene Ontology annotation, cellular component: external side of plasma membrane. Gene Ontology annotation, biological process: positive regulation of cytokine production involved in immune response; defense response to Gram-positive bacterium; positive regulation of peptidyl-tyrosine phosphorylation.
UACUUCCGUGUUGUUCCGUUUUUUUUUUUUUUUUUUUUUGUGGUUACAAAUAAUCUACGUUGUUUCUAGUUAUAUCUAUAUAAAAAUAUGGUUACAAUAGUUAACCUGGUUACCAUCGCGACUCUGAGAGGAAAUGAGGCAUAUUGGUCAGGGUAUACAGAAUAUGACCCAUAUUUUUCCUGAGAAACAUUCAACUCGACUACAGCGGGAAAAGGAGCACCACACAGUCUGUGACUACAUUCACUGCAGUGGUCUAGCUGUGUGUUUAAAUAAAUAAUGCAGUCCGUGUUUCUGACACGUUUGUACAUAUUCGGUAUCUGUGCUGCCCUGACAUGUGGAACUAAAUGUAGACAAAAUGAAUAUCUAUCAGAAGCAGAAGAAUGCUGCCAUUUAUGUGCUAAAGGGUCAGUGGUUAUGAAAGACUGCCAUGGUGAUUACAAUACAACAUGCAAACCUUGUUCUAAAGGCACAUUUAUGAUUGGACCAAAUGGUUUUCACACCUGUCAUCGGUGUAAAAUCUGUGUCAAUGGCCUUUUUAUUUCUCAAGACUGUACAACAAUAAAGGAUACAGUAUGUGGGGUUUUGGAUGGAUAUUAUUGCAAGCAUUUUGCAGAUGACAGAAAUGAUUGUUUUCUUGCAAUAAAACACAGUAAAUGCAAACCGGGGGAACAAAUAAACACUCCAGGCACAAAGGCCUCAGAUACCAUUUGUGAGCCCUGUUCUCCAGGGUUUUAUUCUCCUGAAGGUGUGAACUGCUCUAAAUGGACAGACUGUUCGGUCAGAAAUGAGAUUGAGGAUGAAGGAGGCACUUCCAUUAGAGAUGUUCAGUGCAAACCAAGAAGGAGCAGCUAUGGUCUCAUAGCAGCUUUUCUCACUGCAGCUGUUUUACUGUCACUUGUAGUUUUAUGUUUAUGUCAAAGAAAAGCAGUCAGAAGUUUCUUUAUAUUAAAAAGUCCUGAAGAGGAAACAGACUCUCAAUCUUCACAAUGUACCCCAUCAACCAGUCCACUUUACUAAAGCACCAGCUCGAUGAAUGGACAUUUUUUUUAUUUGAAAUUUUUAUUUUUGUUUGUAUUCAGUUAAUUUUGCACUUUUUUCAGUAAUUUAGUUGAAAUGGGAUCUAGUGAACAAGCUGUUGAUUUAGCUGCAGUAAUAAGUUUAUCUAGCUCUUCCUGUCCUGUACUUGUAAAGCACAGUCGUUUUGAGUGUAGAGCUUUAGGUGAGACUGGGUCACGAGAUGCUCUCAUAUGUUGAACAUCAACUAUUGUGUUCCUGGUAUUUUCAAUUUUGUCAUUGAAGAAUCUCAUUAAGUCCUCACUACUGAACUGUGAUGGAAUAGUGUGUUCGGAUCUCUGUUUUUUUUGUUUUGUUUUGUUUUGUUAAUGUACCAACUGUGUUAAAUAAGAACCUGGGAUAGUUUUAGUUAUUUUCUAUGAGUUUGCUCAGGUGCUCAGCCCUAGCAGCUUUUAGAGCCUGUCUCUAGCUGCACAUACUGUCCUUGUACGCAAUUCUAAAAACCUCUAAUUUAGUUUUUCUCCACUUUCACUCGAGGUUAUGGUUUGCUCUCUUGAGGAUCUGAAUAUGACUAUUAUACAAUGAUGCAGGUGGUUUGUAUCUAACUUUCUUUAAUGCGGGAAAGAGUCUCUAUUUUGCUAGUGAAGAUAGUGCGUAUGUUGUGUGUCAAUUCCUCUAGAUUGUUUGUGUUUAAGGGUACAGUAAGAAGUUGAGACAGAUCAGGCAAGUUAUUUGUGAAUCUGUCUUUUGUGGACGGAAUAACAGUUCUACCGAAUCAAUAACGUGGUGAGACACAGUUAGUCUGUUCUAUAGGUAGUGUUUACAGUAUGACGUAAUGGUCUGUGAUGUCAUCAAAAUGAGGUGCAGGUGAAAACAUGAGUUACUUCACAAGGAUGUUGUUUUUUACUAAAGCACCAACUCGAUGAAUGGACAAAUAAGACUUUUUAUUUGGAAACCCAAAAAAGAGUGCAGUGUUUGUUUGUUUUGUUUUAACAACAGCAACAACAAUUUUUUUUUUUUUUUAAGACAACUCUUUACAGGACUCUUUACAGGACCUGCUGCUGUUCAUUCUUUUACUGCACAAAAUAUUGUUUGAACAUUCAGUAUUUACACUGGUCGGUCGGCGCUGUUUCUGUUACUGUGUAUUGUCUUU